Nannospalax galili (Upper Galilee mountains blind mole rat) is the source of this 2454-nucleotide messenger RNA. It is a transcript of the gene Isl1, whose product is annotated as ISL LIM homeobox 1. Gene Ontology annotation, cellular component: nucleus. The record is from RefSeq and is a predicted model, not a curated record. Gene Ontology annotation, biological process: neuron fate specification; axonogenesis; positive regulation of transcription by RNA polymerase II. Gene Ontology annotation, molecular function: DNA-binding transcription factor activity, RNA polymerase II-specific; cis-regulatory region sequence-specific DNA binding. NCBI's taxonomy places the organism in Eukaryota, Metazoa, Chordata, Mammalia, Rodentia, Spalacidae. The transcript is spliced from 6 exons. Bases 524 to 1573 code for a protein of 349 amino acids.
GAGGAGGACAGGGGACCCGCAGCCCGGGCGGCCAGGCGACGGGAGCAUCAGGGAGGAACACAGCCUGAGCCCGCAGAGCGACAGCCUCGGGAGUCCUAAUCCUGUCCCGCGGGCUCCCGAACGGUCAGUGGCGCGAGGCAGCGCCUAGGCUGAAAUAUGAUAAUCAGAACAGCUGCGCCGCGCGCCCCGCAGCCAAUGGGCGCGGCGCUCGCCUGACGUCCCCGCGCGCUGCGUCAGACCAAUGGCGAUGGAGCUGAGUUGGAGCUGAGAAGUUUGAGUAAGAGAUAAGGAAGAGAGGUGCCGGAGCCGCGCCGAGUCCGCCGCCGCCGCAGCGCCUCCGCUCCGCCAACGCCGCCGGCUUAAAUCCGACUCCCGGAUCCGCGAGGGCGCGGCGCAGCCGGGCAGCGGCUCCUCCAGCCUGGGCAGCCCCGUGGGCCACUAGUUCUCACUUAGCAUCCUCUCUGUGCUGUUCACCAACUGUACAACCAACAUUUCACUGUGGACAUUACUCCCUCUUACAGAUAUGGGAGACAUGGGCGAUCCACCAAAAAAAAAACGUCUGAUUUCCCUAUGUGUUGGUUGCGGCAAUCAAAUUCACGAUCAGUAUAUUCUAAGGGUUUCUCCGGAUUUGGAAUGGCAUGCGGCAUGUUUGAAAUGUGCAGAGUGUAAUCAGUAUUUGGACGAGAGCUGUACGUGCUUUGUUAGGGAUGGGAAAACCUACUGUAAAAGAGAUUAUAUCAGGUUGUACGGGAUCAAAUGCGCCAAGUGCAGCAUCGGCUUCAGUAAGAACGACUUCGUGAUGCGCGCCCGCUCCAAGGUGUACCAUAUCGAGUGUUUCCGUUGCGUGGCCUGCAGCCGCCAGCUCAUCCCGGGAGACGAGUUCGCUCUGCGGGAAGAUGGACUCUUCUGCCGCGCCGACCACGAUGUGGUGGAGAGGGCCAGCCUGGGCGCCGGAGACCCUCUCAGCCCCUUGCAUCCUGCGCGGCCGCUGCAAAUGGCAGCGGAGCCCAUCUCCGCCAGGCAGCCGGCCCUGCGGCCGCAUGUUCACAAACAGCCGGAGAAGACCACCCGCGUGCGGACUGUGCUCAACGAGAAGCAGCUGCACACCUUGCGUACCUGUUACGCCGCCAACCCCCGGCCUGAUGCGCUCAUGAAGGAGCAGCUAGUGGAGAUGACCGGCCUCAGCCCCCGCGUGAUCCGAGUCUGGUUUCAAAACAAGCGGUGCAAGGAUAAGAAGAGAAGCAUCAUGAUGAAACAGCUCCAACAGCAGCAGCCCAAUGACAAAACUAAUAUCCAGGGGAUGACAGGAACUCCCAUGGUGGCAGCUAGUCCAGAGAGACACGACGGUGGUUUACAGGCUAACCCAGUAGAGGUGCAAAGUUACCAGCCUCCUUGGAAAGUACUGAGCGACUUCGCCUUGCAGAGUGACAUAGAUCAGCCUGCUUUUCAGCAACUGGUUAAUUUUUCAGAAGGAGGACCAGGCUCUAAUUCCACUGGCAGUGAAGUAGCAUCGAUGUCCUCUCAGCUCCCAGAUACACCUAACAGCAUGGUAGCCAGUCCUAUUGAGGCAUGAGGAACAUUCAUUCAGAUGUAUUUUUUUCCCUGUUGGAGAAAGUGGGAAAUUAUGUUGAACUCUGAAACAAAAGUAUUUAACGACCCAGUCAAUGAAAACUGAAUCAAGAAAUGAAUGCUCCAUGAAGUGCACGAAGUCUGUUUUAAUGACAAGGUGAUAUGGUAGCAACACUGUGAAGACAAUCAUGGGAUUUUACUAGAAUUAAAAACAAACAAAACCCAACACCCAACAUAUGCUAUUCAAUGACCUUAGGAGUACUGAAAAAAAAAAAAGACGUUUUUAAAACGUAGAGGAUUUAUAUUCAAGGAUCUCAAAAAAAAAAAAAAAAAAGCAUUUUCAUUUCACUGCGCAUCUAGAGAAAAGCAGAACUAGAAACUAUCUAGUCCAUCCUAAUCUGAAUGGUGCUGUUUCUAUAUUGGUCAUUGCCUUGCCAAACAGGAGCUCCAGCAAAGAGCAGGAGAGACGGGCCUCAGUGGCUGAAAGAGUCCUUUCAGGAAGGUGGAAUUGCAUUGCCUUGCAAUGUUUUUAGUUGACUUUAACAAGGGGUUAAUGGAAAUUCUGGGUCUCUUAGCAUGCCCUGUAGCUGGUUUCUUUUUCUUUUUCUUUUUGUUUUACUUUUGCCUCCUCUCCUAUUUUUCUUUCUUUUUUUGUUUUCACUUUUUUUUUGAGAUCCAUCCUCUAUCAAGAAGUCUGAAGCGACUUUAAAGGUUUUUGAAUUCAGAUUUAAAAACCAACUUAUAAAGCAUUGCAACAAGGUUACCUCUAUUUUGCCACAAGCGUCUCGGGAUUGUGUUUGACUUGUGUCUGUCCAAGGACUUUUCCCCCAAAGAUGUGUAUAGUUAUUGGUUAAAAUGACUGUUUUCGCUCUUUCUGGAAAUAAA